This is a messenger RNA of Polyodon spathula (Mississippi paddlefish), 5298 nucleotides long. Its product is annotated as protein transport protein Sec31B-like. Lineage: Eukaryota; Metazoa; Chordata; Actinopteri; Acipenseriformes; Polyodontidae. Gene Ontology annotation, cellular component: COPII vesicle coat; endoplasmic reticulum exit site. The record is from RefSeq and is a predicted model, not a curated record. Gene Ontology annotation, molecular function: structural molecule activity; protein binding. Gene Ontology annotation, biological process: endoplasmic reticulum to Golgi vesicle-mediated transport; endoplasmic reticulum organization; COPII-coated vesicle cargo loading. The transcript has 27 exons. The coding region runs from base 85 to 3846 and encodes 1253 amino acids.
CGCCACGUCGGCCGCCGUAGUGGUGAAAGACUACACAUCCCAUCUCAAACAGAGGGAGUGUAGGGUUGUAAUAUUAACAUUUUUAUGCAGAAGAUAAGCAGAACUGGAGAUACAGAGUACGCCGAAUACAACGCUCACGGCUGCGUUUUCAGCACAUCCACAAUGAAGCUAAAAGAAAUUCAGAGAACAGCCAAUCAGGCAUGGAGCCCUGCAUCCCGACAUCCUACCUACUUAGCAACAGGUACAUCUGCCCAACAGCUAGAUGCAUCUUUUAGUACAAGUUCAGCCCUGGAGAUUUUUGAACUGGAUUUCUCAGAUCCUUCACUAGACAUGAAGUUAAGAGGUUCCCUUUCAACCACAAACAGGUUUCACAGCCUGAUCUGGGUGGAUUUCGGAACAGCCACAGCAGGAUCCUCAGGGAUGCUUGUGGGUGGGGGUGACAAUGGAGCUGUCUCUCUCUACAACCCAACACAGAUACUGGUUUCGGAAAAAGAGGCCAUCGUUGGACAAUGUGAGAAACAUACAGGCCCUGUCCGGACCCUUGACUUCAACCCCUUUAAGAGUAACCUUUUGGCCUCUGGAGCCAAUGAUUCAGAGAUAUAUAUCUGGGACUUAAAUAACUUUAGUAAUCCAAUGACACCAGGGACAAAGUCACAACCUCUUGAAGACGUCAGUGUUGUUGCCUGGAAUAGGCAGGUGCAGCACAUCCUUGCUUCGGCUCACCCCAGUGGUAAGGCAGUUGUGUGGGACCUGAGAAAAAAUGAACCCAUCAUUAAAAUCAGUGAUCACAGUAACAGAAUGCAUUGCUCUGGGAUGUUGUGGCACCCUGAAGUGGCCACUCAGCUGGUGCUGGCAUCAGAAGAUGAUCGUCUGCCAGUAAUCCAGAUGUGGGACCUGCGGUUUGCAUCUUCCCCUCUAAAAAUUCUGGAGAACCACACAAGAGGGAUUCUGUCUAUUUCCUGGAGCCAGGCUGACCCAGAACUGCUGCUCAGUAGUGCUAAAGACAACAGGAUUUUGUGCUGGAACCCAGGAACAGGAGAGGUGAUUUAUGAGUUGCCAACAAGCAGCCAGUGGUGUUUCGAUGUGCAGUGGUGUCCCAGGAAUCCCGCCAUUCUCUCUGCUGCUUCAUUUGACGGUUGGAUAAGCAUUUACUCAGUAAUGGGAGGAAGCCUAGAUGCUCAAGGACAAGGCCAUGUUGAUAAAGUCUCUUCCUCGUUUGAUGCCAUGGACCCUUUUGGAACUGGGCAGUCCCUCCCUCCUCUGCAGGUUCCUCAGAAAGUGGCCCAGACGAAAGUCAUUCUUCCACUUAAAAAGCCUCCUAAAUGGAUCAGGAGACCUGUGGGGGCAUCAUUUGCAUUCGGAGGGAAGCUGAUAACCUUUGAAAAUCCCAAACCAACACAACAGCAAGUGCCGCAGCCCAUUCCACGUCAUGUGUUCAUCAGCCAGGUUAUCACAGAAACAGAGUUCCUCCAGCGCUCCAGCGAGCUCCAGUCAGCACUGAACUCUGGAAGUUUCUCCAGCUACUGCCAAGCCAAGAUUCAGAAGGCAGCAACAGAUUCGGAAGAGAACAUCUGGAGCUUCUUAAAGGUUAACUUUGAAGAUGAUGCUCGCAGCAAAUUCUUAAGACUUCUGGGAUACAAUAAAGAAGAACUGGAGAAAAAGAUUGCCUCUUGCUUAGGAAAGUGUCUACAGCCUAAUGGUUAUGGGGUUGAUGCUAAUGAUCUUGCAGAAAAAAUGCAAAUUUUAUCUGCUCAGAGAUCGGACGAAUCCAGUGCCGCAGGAGAUACUUCAUCGUCCCCCACAUCCUCAACAGUGUCCGACUUUUUCAGCAGUCUUCCCAAUGACAAGCCCAAAUUUCAGAUUUCUACGACCACAAAUACCGAUGGUCUAAUCAGCCAAGCACUCCUAGUAGGUAACUUUGAAGGGGCUGUCGAUCUCUGUCUUAAUGAUGCCCGCUUUGCUGAUGCUAUCAUCCUGGCUAUUAGUGGUGGAGAGGAGCUGUUGAAGAAAACCCAGCUGAGAUAUCUAGCAACGCAGAAAACUGGCAUUUCGAUGCUUGUGUCCUCCAUAGUUAACCGGAACUGGACAGAUAUUGUACAGUCAUGUGAAUUAAAAAACUGGAAGGAAGCCUUAGCUGCCCUCCUGACUUAUGCACGUCCUGAGGAAUUCUUGGAGCUGUGUGAUAUUCUGGGGACUCGUCUGGAGCAUGAAGGAGAAGAGAGGAUGUGUCUUCGGGCCUGUCUGUGUUACAUCUGUUCCGGGAACGUUGAGAAACUGGUUGAAUGUUGGGUACUGAAAAAUGAAACCUCAUCACCUUUGGCUUUAGAAGAUCUGGUAGAGAAGGUGAUGAUUUUACGCAAAUCGAUUGAACAGCUUCGUGGUGGCGAUGUGGUAACUCGGAGCACUGUCCUGGAAGAGAAACUGACUCAGUAUGCCAGCCUGUUGGCAGCUCAGGGGAGUCUUGCUGCAGCCAUGAGCUAUGUGCCUGCAAGCAGCAGUCAGUUGCGGGACAGGCUGUUUCAUGCUCAGGGAGAGGCUGUUGCAGGUCAGCAACCUCCUCCCUUCCCUUACAACAGAGUCCAGGUGAUGGGAGGUGCCCAUCCUGCUUCUACUGCAGUUCCAGCCCACCAACUGGGCCACAGAACCCAGCAGCAGGGCCCAUACCAGCCUGCAUUUCAUCCUCAGGUGCAACCUUCAGGGCAGCAUUCAGUUUUCACUCCACAGCCAAAAUCGACAGACUCAGUGCCACACUCAGGUAUGCCAGCCAUUUCCCAUGGACCUCCAGCUGGCAUAUUCUCCAGACCACCGUACAUUCAACACCCAACCACUGCUUCAGCAUUCUCUCAACCUUUCAGCCAGCCAGGAGGGCCUCCAAGUGGACAAGCAGCUUUUCCUGCCCAUCCUCCCUUCCUAGCUUCCAGUCUUUCGGGACCUGAGCCGCUUGCAGCACAGCCCAGUGGCCUACCGUCGAUGCCUGGUCCCACUAUGUCGGGGCCUACCUUUAGGCCUGCCUCUGUUCCCUCUUACCAGCCCUCUGGUCCUCUCCCGCCAUCCUCCCAGGCUGCUGGUCUUCAACCAAUGUUCCUAGGUGGUGCUCGCAUUCCGACCUCCAUGCCAGCCUCACAGCCUCCCACUACCUACCAACUGGGAGCAGGGUACCCACCGGGUGGCCCAGGAGCUCCUGCCGCCAAGACCUUCGCUGCUGCUUCUCUUCCUCCCCCUCCAACAGGAUACUUUCCCUGGCUGGAAAAUCGUUGUGAUGAUGAAGGCUCUCAAGAAGGAUGGAAUGAUCCUCCCAACGUGCGAGGGGGGCCAAGGAAGAAAAAGUUUCAUGAGACCUACACCCCACCAGCCCCCAUCACAGCGCCUGUCAUGAACUUCUCUAUGGAACACAAUGUACUCCAACCUCAGUCCUCUCUAACUCAGGAAACUAUUCAGGUACCACCAGGGGCACCUAUAGAAGCCAGUAUCCAGACCCUUCAUCAACUACCAGCAGAGAAGAUUGAAAAGAAGGAGAUUCCACAUGAGCAUCUGGUGUUGAAGACAGCCUUUGAUGGACUGGUGCAGCGCUGCCUCCUAGCUGCUGGUGACCCGCAAACGAAGAGAAAACUUGAUGAUGCUUCCAAGCGGCUGGAAUACCUCUACGACAAGCUGAGAGAGCAAGCGCUUACUCCUAACAUCCUCGGGGGACUGCACGAGAUUGGACGCUGCAUUGAGGGUCGAAACUACCAACAAGCACUUGCAGUCCACACUCAAAUUGUUAGCAGCAGCAAUUUCAGUGACAUAUCUGCGUUCAUGCCCAUCCUUAAAGUGGUAAUGACAAUUGCUAAUAAGCUCAGUAUAUGAGAAUAAGGAAGCAAAAUAAAACAGUGCAAACAUCUGUAACGUCCUUGCAGUAUUUCAGCGUUACAAAGCUUUACAUAUUUGAUGGUUGUAUAUGGUUACUUAAAAUUUGUGCUGUUGAAGUUAUUAUAGAAAUGAAUGAACUACUGUAAUUACAGCAAACAUUCAGUUUGUAUUGUAAAAUAAGUGUCAGCUUCUAAAUGGAACACCCUUUGCACAUUAAAUAUGAUAAAACUACUCAAAAUGGGUUGCAUACUAAACCUGUAGCAAACAGCUGUAAGGUGUAUGGUUUUUUAAAUGAUGCACACAACAUUUAAUAAAAUGGCUUAAUUAGGAGGCAUUAGUUGGGAUAUACUAUUCUACACUUGCAUUCAAGCAUCUUAUGACUUGGAGUGCAAAUUUUACUGUUUUCUUUGCUGUGGUUUAAUACUAAUUGAAUGCUGUACCCAGCUCUUGAUAACAGUAAGUCAGAUUUGUCUAUGGAAAGGAAAUCUUUAUUUGGUUUCCUUUUAUUUAUUUUUAACUGCAUUCCUGUUUGGCAUUAAACUGUGCCUUGUUUGCCUCAGUUUGUUGUGUGAAUGUGCUGUUAAUAAUAAAAUUCAAAACAUAGCAGUCUAAAUUAAACCUGAGCAGCAGUGUUGAACACAGUUGUUUCAGUAGGUUCCAGUCUUUCUUCAGUAGCCACUAUAGAUAAUAGCAAGGGUUAUUCAGAGUAUCACUUAACAAUGAACGUCACUCACUAGAUAUUGCCGUGAGGGUUUCGCUACAUCACUGUGUGAUACUGCUUUUUGGACGUUCCAACUGUUCUUGUUUUUGCUUCCUGCAUAACUUUUUUUUCUAUGUUUCUGUUGUUCUCUGCUGUCACAAUCUAUUAAAAAAAAAAAAACUGUUCAAUAGCGGUAAGUGGAAAAUACUACAUACAACGAGGAGACUAAUAUUAGUGACCCUAAUUGCUACAAAGCACAUUUAUAUUUGCUUGUUGCACCGAAACUAGCACUUCUUAGCAAAGUCCUGUGACAUAUGCAAUCUUUGCUUUGGAUGCUGUCAAUAAAAUCUUAAUUUUACUGUAGUGUUUUUUUUGUUUGUUUGUUUUAGUUUUUUCUGGAAAUUAUUGCAUCCUUUUGGUUGGCUUAUAUUUAAUUGUUCUAUCAAUUAUUCAAUGAACUCUCCUGUGCCCACAUCUCCCAGGUUGACUGUUUGGGUUGUUAUGUAUUAGUUUUAAAAGAUGUUUAAGUAAAGGUUGGUAAAAUAUCUUGCAUUUAAAGAAUAACUAAUCCGUUUUAAUGAUGUAGACCGUACAAAUUUGCAAGGAACGAAUGUUAUAGGAAGACAGGUUACAGUCCAUUAAAGGCAUUUCAUUGAAGUGUCUCGGUGCUCCAUUUUUUGAACAUUUAUAAGAACCAUUUGCCACAAUUUUUUUUCAUUAAGCAGAGUUUAUUAAAUUUUUUUCAAAUA